AUGGAUAUCAAGCAGUCAUUUAAGAAUGUCAUCCACAAUGGAUGUUUUAUCAAAAUAUUGACAGAAAAAAUAGAAAGCAACUCGUCUCUUAUGAACAGUCUCAGAGGUCUAAACCAGAAAACAAUACAGGAAAAAUCAAUACCAUUUUUAGAGGAAUUGUCUGAGGAAGAGGCCGAUGCGCCCCGGGGGUGGCGGGCAGUGGCGCUUCUAAGGCCGGCGGAGCGGCUCGCGCUGAACGGACCCUGCCCGCCGCGUCCUGUACAAAAGCGAGCCCAGGGCGUGCUGCUCAAGGCCGCCUACGACGUGUCUUCCUUCAGCUUCUUCCAGAGGUCCAGCGUUCAGGAAUUCAUGACCUUCACGAGUCAACUGAUCGUGGAGCGCUCGGAGAAAGGCAGCAGAGCUUCUGUCAAAGAACAAGAGUAUCUGUGCCACGUCUACGUCCCGUAUGGUAGUCUUGCAGGUGUGGUCAUUGCGGACAGUGAAUACCCAUCCCGAGUGGCCUUUACCUUACUGGAGAAGGUACUAGAAGCAUUCUCCAAACAGGUUGACAGGAUAGGCUGGCCAGUAGGAUCCCCAGCUACAAUUCAGUACACAGCUUUGGAUGGUUACCUUAGUCGAUACCAGAACCCCCGAGAUGCUGAUCCCAUGAGUAAAGUGCAAGCUGAACUAGAUGAGACCAAAAUCAUUCUGCACAACACCAUGGAGUCUUUGUUAGAGCGAGGCGAGAAGCUCGGUGACUUGGUGUCCAAAUCAGAAGUACUGGGAACCCAGUCGAAAGCCUUCUAUAAAACUGCCCGAAAACAACAUUCAUGCUGUGCAGUCAUGUGACGCAGCCCAUAGAGGCCGGCGC
Molecule: messenger RNA, 850 nt
Organism: Jaculus jaculus (lesser Egyptian jerboa)
Lineage: Eukaryota; Metazoa; Chordata; Mammalia; Rodentia; Dipodidae
Product: synaptobrevin homolog YKT6-like
Exons: 2
Coding region: 1-828 (275 amino acids)
Biological process (GO): endoplasmic reticulum to Golgi vesicle-mediated transport
Cellular component (GO): Golgi apparatus
Molecular function (GO): SNAP receptor activity
Source: RefSeq, a predicted model, not a curated record